Vitrella brassicaformis is the source of this 270-nucleotide messenger RNA. The record is from the annotation of a GenBank genome assembly. Lineage: Eukaryota; Vitrellaceae.
AUGUACAUCCCCUGCAGACACAUGCACAUCUGCACCAAGUGCUACGCCGACCGCAGGACCGCAUGGCAGCAGAGCCUCCCCCGCAUCAGGGCGGCGAAUGCGAGGCGCGCCGAGGAGAACAAGGAGCGCAUCAAGGAGGCCAGGGAGCCGCUGCCGAUGCGGCCCGAGGAGUACCUGUGUGAGCAGUGCAAGACAGAGGUGGUGUUUGCGGGGUCGGUGGAUGAGGUGGCCCGCUGGGCCGCCACCCCGUUUGUGGGACAGCCUGGCUGA